Messenger RNA from Anisakis simplex (herring worm), 282 nucleotides. The record is from the annotation of a GenBank genome assembly. Lineage: Eukaryota; Metazoa; Nematoda; Chromadorea; Rhabditida; Anisakidae.
GAGUUCCGACGUGUUUUUUUGCCGUCAUCAUUCUCAUGCUGUCCAAAUCGAUUACCACAACAGACAGGCGAUCGUUUCAAGAAAAUGUCAUAUUUGAGACCAUCGGAUGGUACCAACGGUAACUUGUCGACUGCUGAACGCAGUAUAACGAUGACGCUAGUUGGAUCGGCUGCUUCAAUACGUAAAGCACCUCAACAAAACAGUCACAGCAAUGCUCAUAGCCAAAACAAUCACCAUAUUAAGAACGACCGAAAUGAUUAUCUGUCUCCAUCUAUAUGGUAA